GCGCAAAUUACCUUUAGUACGCUCUACCUAUACCAGCUACAUCAUCACACUCUGGCGAUGGAAUUCUCCGUGUGACCUUCGUGGUUUGAGAGGCAAUUAAAGGAUGUUUCCACAAGUAAAUAUCACGUCCCGGAAAUGUCUGCGCGAACUGGUACUCCGUGACCACGAGACUUACUGCAGCCAUAUUCCAAGACCAAUAGAGAGUUUCAGGCUUACUUAUUGGAAUCAAGGCAAGAGGAACAGCACUUACCGCCCUGGGCUGAAAAAGUUGUGAACGUACGUCACAAGUAUUACAGGAAAGGAGACUUCCUCGUCUGCAUCCGCUAGCUGAUAAACAGCAUAUCCUCUGUCGCGCCAGAAGACAGCGCAACACUCCUCAGUGAUGUCUCCUUUCAUCUUUCUCGUAGCCUUCGUGACGUCGGUCCAGACGACGCAAGGUUUGACUAAACCGGACAAAAUCAAAGAGGAGCUUCUGGACUGGCUGUUGGACGGCAUCGAUCCACAUCAUGAGACAGAAUUUGAGGGCUACGACGGAUGGUACAACAACCCUAGCCAUCCUGAACUAGGAUCUGCUGAUAGCCAUUUGAUCCGCCUUGUGCCACCACAGUACUCGGAUGGCUCUUAUCAACCGAGCGGGAAAAAGCGUCCCAACCCUUUCACUGUCAGCGAAAGAACGAUGAAAGGGGAAUUUGGCCAGGUAUCCAGGACUGGAAAAACUGCUUUCCUGGUCUUCUUCGGACAGCAAGUAGUGGAGGAAAUCCUAGACGCUCAGAGACCGGGAUGUCCUCCAGAGUACUUUAACAUUCCCAUUCCAGAAGGACACGAGUUCCGCAAUGUGGGAGUCUCGGCGAUGCCUUUUCUCCGCACCCGAUACGACGUCAACACAGGGAAUUCUCCCAACAACCCGAGAAGACAAAUUAACGAGAUAACGCCGUGGAUCGAUGGAGGUUUGACGUACGGGACUUCCAAAACGUGGGCAGAUACGCUACGGUCUUUCAAUUGUGGAACACUGGCCUCCUCUCACGGCGGUCAGUUCCCUGUGAUGAACAGCAUACGUCUGCCUAUGGCCAAUCCUCCGCCUCCGCGCUUCCAUCAACUCAGGCCCGUCUCCCGGUUUUUCCGACUGGGCAACCCGCGAGGCAACGAGAACACGUUCCUACUUGCCAUGGGAACUCUCUGGUUCCGUUUCCACAACAGAGUUGCAGAAAAGAUGUGCCUCAUGUUCGGAACAAAGGCAGCGGGUUCCACUAAUGCGACUUCCUUGAAAUUAUGGAAUGAAGAACGAAUCUUCAACGAAGCCCGCAAGCUGGUCAUUGCCAUUCAUCAGCACAUCAUCGUUAACGAUUGGCUGCCGGAGUGGCUGGGAGAAAGUCUUCCAAAAUACGAAGGUUGGGACUCUAGUAUUGAUCCAGGUAUCGCCACCGAAUUCCAAUCAGCAGCGAUGAGGUUUGGACACACUCUAGUUACAGCAGGUGGCUACAGAAGGACCACAGAAUGUGACGUCAAUAAAGUACAGUACGAGAUGGAAGGAAAGAAACACACUGUGACGGGAGUUCGAACCUGUAACUCAUUCUGGAAUCCACAGGAAGCCCUCGUGCGGGAUGGAAUAGAACCCAUGGUGAUGGGAUUAUCAUCCCAAGCAGCGGAACGUGAGGACAACGUUAUAGUAGAAGAUCUUCGAGGCCGUGUAUUUGGGCCAUUGGAAUUCUCGAGACGUGACCUAAUGGCCAUCAACAUCCAGAGAGGACGCGACCACGCCAUUCCUGACUAUAAGACUGCCAGGAAACACCUGGGUCUCCACGUUAACUUCACCACUUUUCAAGAGAUGGGUUACAAGACGAGCCCUUUCCUCAUGCAGGAAAAUCCUCAGUUAUUUACGGAAGUGAUGCCAGAGUUGUACGGCAACUUGACGGAUGACGUGGACAUGUGGAUUGGAGGACUCCUGGAGACGACAGACAGACCCGGAGAACUCUUCCGUACCAUCAUCAAGGAUCAGUUCCGGCGCAUUCGAGAUGGCGAUCGCUUCUGGUUCCAGAAUAGAGGGUUGCUCAGCGACAAGCUUAUCGAGAAAAUCGAAACACUUACCAUUUAUGACGUUCUCCUGGCGGGUACAGACAUAAAAGCUGGUGACAUUCAGAAGAACCCUUUCCGUCUGCCAUCAGAUAACAACGAUGGCCUCAAAGAAGAAUGUAAGGCUAAACUAACCUACACGUAUAACUGCACUUGGGGAAAUGAGACUAUUACGUGUCAUUCCCUGCCGCCCCUAAACAGCAGCCUAGUUGAGCCUUGCACAUCCCUAAAGACCUUCGACUACUUCACUGAGAGCGAAGUGUCUUAUGCUCUCACAUUUCUCUCUCUGGCACUCUUUAUAGUAGGCUGCGUCUUUCUACUCUUUUGGUUGGCGGUGCGGAGAAACCGCAUGGUGGCUGCAGAAAGGAAAUCACUCAGCAAGAGGAAGUCGGGAGAGCAGGGCCUUCUAGCCCGUGAGUGGGUAGGAAAAAAGCAAGGCUUCCGUCAGGUAUACCUCAGAUUUGAAGAAGCCAAGAAGAGGAUCGCUGUGGUCAGAGUGGGUGGCACAGCUCUCAGAAGAAUCGAUACUAAGAAUGUUCCUUCCGUCACCAUACAAGUAGCCUCUUCGAAAAAGAGGCAUUACUUCUUGCUCAGAGUCCCAAGAGAGUAUGACCUGGUACUCAAGUUGGACACGAAGGCAGAGCUGGAGAACGUAGUGGAAAUAGUGGAGAAAUUUCUGGCCAGCGUCGGUGUCGGCCGAGAACGAAUGGAAAUGGAAGUGGACACGUUGCGUCGUGGGGCCGUCACCUUUGAAUACCGUCAAAAGCAGUUGGACAAAUUCUUUCGCGUAGUCUUUGCUCAAGCAUUUGGCAUCGAGCAUGACCAGAGGGAGCUUCUGGCAUUGGAUGCUGUUGAAGCACGUGAAAUCGUCCAUCUCGAGCUGACGCCAUUUGAAUUCGCCUCCGCGUUGGCAGUGCACCCCGAUUCCACCUUCGUGCAGCAGAUGUUUGUCUUGGUAGACCGCGAUAACAACGGCUAUAUCUCCUUCAGGGAGUUUCUUGAUAUGAUGAUUAUUUUUGCGAAAGGUUCUGCGGAGGAUAAAAUGAAACUCAUGUUCGACAUGUACGACAUCGAUCAUUCCGGGAAGCUGACCAGAGAAGAAUUUGCUGGAAUGAUAAAGUCACUCUUGGAGUUGGCUAAUCAAAGCCUUUCUCAAGAGAAACUCACCGACUUGAUCAGCUCCAUGUUUCGGGAGGCGGGGCUCUCACAAAAACAGACCAUUACUCUUCAAGAUUUCCAACACCUACUGUCCAGUUAUAAAGAUCAGUUAGGCUACACCCAGCUCAACCUCGACAUAUCCUCGUUCGCCGGAGCGCCCCCUGCCGCUGUGAGUCGUAACAGUGUCGUCUACAAGGCACAGAACACUUUGGUUCGAGCUUACAGCUACUUCGGGGAUCAUAAGGGCCAUCAGAAAAGCAGUUAUCUCCACGUGGAACUCUUACGGGCCACAUACGACCAAAGCACGUUCGAGAAAUACAUGACUGUGCUCCGCAGAGUUGUGGAAAACAACCGUCUUCAUAUUUUCUGGCUCACGAUCUACACACUUGUUCUCAUGGGCAUCUUCGCCGAGAGAGCAUACUAUUACUCGGUGGAGCGGGAACAUGGCGGACUUCGCCGAAUCGCGGGCUACGGUGUCACCAUCACCCGUGGUGCUGCCAGUGGUCAGAUGUUUGCCUACGCCACACUACUGCUUACCAUGUGUCGCAACAGUAUCACAUUCCUACGAGAAACGUUUCUUCACCGCUACAUUCCAUUUGACUCUUCUAUUUCCAUGCAUCUCUACAUCGCCAUUUGGGCUGGAUUCUUCUCCAUCAUUCACAGUGUUGGCCAUGCCCUCAAUUUCUACCACAUCUCGACGCAAACAGCGGACGACCUGACUUGUCUCUUCCGGGAAUAUUACCACGCAACGGAUGAAUUGCCGAAGUUUCAUUAUUGGUGCUUUGGUACAAUCACAGGUCUGACGGGUGUGCUUUUGCUGAUGCUUCUGGUAGUGAUGUAUGUGUUUGCGAUACCCUACGCACGAAGACACGUUUUCAAUGCCUUCUGGAACACACACAAUUUGUAUCCAGCUUUCUACAUCCUCAUGGUGCUUCACGGUUUAGGCCGCCUCGUGCAGAACCCUAUCCUCUACUAUUUCUUGCUCGGUCCUUUGCUUCUCUUUGUCCUCGAUCGCCUCGUCUCACUGAGCAGAAAGAAAAUCGAGAUAUCGGUCAUGAAGGCUGAACAUCUUCCAUCAGAUGUGACUAUGCUGCAACUGAAGCGCCCUCAAAACUUUGAGUACCGAAGCGGACAAUGGGUUCGAAUCGCGUGUCUUGGCCUGAAUGGCUCGGAAUAUCACCCGUUCACAUUAUCUUCUGCCCCGCACGAGGACAACCUCAGUGUACACGUUAGAGCUCUGGGCCCCUGGACUAUCAACCUGCGCAGAAUCUACGACCCAAGUGGUUUGCCAGAGAAGCCCUACCCGAAGAUCUACCUUGAUGGGCCGUAUGGCGGUGGCCAUCAGGAUUGGUUUCGUUUCCCGGUGUCUGUCCUCGUCGGGGGAGGCAUCGGAGUGACGCCUUUUGCGUCUAUCCUGAAGGACAUUGCCUACAAAGCAUCAACGAACGCCAAACUGUCCUGCAAAAAAGUCUAUUUCAUCUGGAUCACACGCACUCAGAAGCAGUUUGAGUGGAUGACAGACAUCAUCAGGGAAGUGGAAGCCAAGGACCAGAAGAAUCUGGUCUCCGUUCACAUUUUCAUCACACAAUUCUACCAGAAGUUUGACUUGAGAACCACUAUGUUGUACAUCUGCGAACGGCACUUCCAGAAGAUAUCCAACAAGAGUCUCUUCACGGGCCUCAAGGCAGUUACCCACUUCGGGAGGCCUGAUGUGAAGCGCUUUCUCGACUCACUCCAACUGGAACACCCCAAUGUGACAAGGGUGGGUGUCUUCAGCUGUGGUCCUCUUCCAAUGACCAAGAGCGUCGAGGCUGCAUGCGAGCAACUCAACAAGAAGGAAGGGCCCAUUUUUGACCAUCACUUUGAAAACUUCUGAAUUGUUGCUUGAAACGAAUAAACGACAUUAUUGUUGAGGAAUCUAGCGCCAUCGACAUUAACAUCAGCUAUGGAAGAACAGAUAUGGGGAAGCGUGUGUCUAGCAGCUUACUGACUAGCAAGAGAGGGCGGAUGGUGAAUGGCUUUAUUCUCGUGUUCACCUCUGUGACAGCGGCAGUCAGCGGUUACAUGUACGUUAUGAAGACGUUCGAUAUUUACGGGUCGACGUCAUCCGCUCUCAUAUCUACAACGCCACAUCGUACCGUAGGAAUUGUUCACAACAAGACGACUCACUCCGUAAUAACGCUUGCUACGAAGCCGAAACUGUCCAAGCUCAAAUACUGGACCAAAAGACGGACUUCUAGAAAGACAACCACAUAUAGCAGUACUGCCUGGACACUACCAUCUACAAAGAGAGUUGAGACGUCUACGCGGAAUCCUUUGAUAUUUACUUUGAAAAGCGUCGAAGAGAUCGCCAAGGUAUUGGUGAAAAAUGCUAACAGCGAUGCCAACUGUACCGGGUGUUGACUGUCUCAUUCACCAGUACAGUUGCAAAAAGCAUACGUGCUAAUAAGCGACGAAUAAAUGCCCACGGAGUCCAAACGGCAUCCUUUUGGAUACCGAAAGAGAUCUUACGGCAGCUCACGAUCA
Molecule: messenger RNA, 5754 nt
Organism: Ornithodoros turicata
Lineage: Eukaryota; Metazoa; Arthropoda; Arachnida; Ixodida; Argasidae
Product: dual oxidase 2-like
Exons: 30
Coding region: 383-5104 (1573 amino acids)
Biological process (GO): superoxide anion generation; defense response; response to oxidative stress
Cellular component (GO): plasma membrane; NADPH oxidase complex
Molecular function (GO): calcium ion binding; peroxidase activity; heme binding
Source: RefSeq, a predicted model, not a curated record